UAGAUCAGUGGUUCCCAACCCUGGGGUCGCGACCCCAAAUGGGGUCGCCAAGCGUUUUUCCUGGGGUCGCCAAGUCCUCGAACUUAAAACAGUCAAUUUUCAAUUCUAGGAUAUACAAUCACAUAUUAGUUGAGGGAUAGUUGCGAAUUUUUGCUUGUGUAUUAUAUAAUUAUUCAAAUGUAGUAGUCCUGACUGCCAAUGCUGUAUCAAACUUGUCUAUAGCUACUGGAGGCUACAGCCAGACAACGUAUUAUAAUAAAAAAAUCUAAGCCAUUUAGUUGAUCUCUUAGUAAAGAUUAGUAAAGAAAAAUAUACAAACGCAAUUGUGGAUCUUUAUUUUUCUAUUUGUGUAUAUUUCCAUUUAUAUAUAAAUAUAGGACACUGAAUUGUAAUGCUGGCAACCCUGAACUGUGCCAUACGCGUUUGGUACGCGAACAGCAUUACCGUCCUUGUCCACCACCAAGCCGCUGCUACUGCUGGUACUCCACUCCAGCUGUACUGUCGCACCGGGAAACACUGUCUGCACAUUGUUCGUCGUAUAUCGAUUCUUCAGUGAUGUCCAGAAAGCGGGUGUACAAAGAAGAAUUCCUUGGCACUGGAUUUACGUGUCUCAUCGAUCAUGGUACCGAAAAACCUCAGUGUGUUGUAUGUGGGGAAGUGCUCAGCCACGAGUCGCUUAAAGAAAAUAAGCUUAAGCGCCAUCUCCAGGGAAAACACCCAGCUCUGGCAGGGAAAGAUCUUGAGUAUUUCAAGAGAAAAGAAGAACAACUGAAGCGUCAGCGGUUAGACAACCCUAGGCACACAGGAGUGUAUUCUGUUCAACAAGCCACACUUGCAUCAUAUCUCGUUGCAAAAAGAAUUGCAAAGUGUAUGCAGCCACACACAAUUGGGGAAAAAUUAGUAAAGCCAGCAGCCCUUGAUAUGGUGAGUACUAUCCUCGGAGAUGCUGCAGUGAAAAAAAUUCAAACUAUUCCACUGUCAGAUAACACAAUCAACCGACGAAUUCAAGAGAUGUCAGGAGACAUCAAAGAACAGGUAGUGGCUGCCAUCAAGGAGAGUGGGAAAUUCAGCUUGCAGUUGGAUGAGUCUACUGACGUCAGUGACGAUGCUCAGCUCUUGGUGUAUGUAAGAUACCAAGGGAAGAGUGACAUUGAAGAGAACUUCCUGUUCUGUAAACGACUGGAGACGACAACAACAGGUGAAGAUCUGUUCAAGCUGGUUGAUAACUUCAUCAAAGAAGAGGGACUUAAAUGGGAUCAGUGCUACAGUGUGUGCUCAGAUGGAGCACCUGCAAUGCUAGGGGCACGUCAGGGUUUUACUGCCAGAGUAAAACAAGUCAACCCCACAGUGAUAGUGACUCAUUGUCUGCUCCACCGGGAAAACCUUGCCUCUCGGAAAAUGUCACUUGAGCUUAACACUGUUAUAGAAGAUGUGAUUCAAAUAGUGAAUUUUGUUAAAUCAUCAGCCUUGAAUUCAAGGCUGUUUAGUCAGAUGUGCUCUGAUAUGGGAUCAGAAUAUGAACACCUGCUUUACUACUCUUCUGUCAGGUGGCUGUCCCGAGGGAAAGUGCUCCAGAGGCUGCUUGACAUGCGUGCAGAGGUUGAAAUCUUCUUACACGAGAAGAAACAUGCAUUGGCAGCAAGGCUUACAGAACCAAGGUGGUUGCUUAAACUGGCAUAUCUGACAGACAUAUUUUCGGAGUUGAAUUCGUUAAAUGUGUCUAUGCAAGGAAAAGAUGAAACUCUUAUCUCUGUGUCACAAAAGCUCAAGGCUUUUAAAGCAAAGCUGAGGUUGUGGAAGGGAAAGAUCGAACUGGGGAAAACUGCGUCCUUUCCACUUAUGAACCUUUUUCUGGAAGAUGAAGAAGACGCCUCACUUCUGGACGUACAAAGUGUCAUUUUGGGGCACCUUGAGAAAUUGAUUGAGGAGUUUGACAAGUAUAUUCCGGAUGGAGAGUUGCAUGAGAAGUACAAAUGGUUGUGCAGACCCUUCGAUGUCCAAGCCGAGGACCUUUCAGAAGAAGAGUCUUCUAUCCAAAAUCUGCAAGAGGAGCUCAUCGAGGUGCAACAUGAUAAAACUCUUCGUUUUAAUUUCGAACGACAAACACUAGGUGUGUUCUGGACUGCUGUGAAGAAAGAGAAACCAGUCCUUGGAUGCGAGGCUGUGAAAAUGUUGUUGCCUUUCGCUACAACCUAUUUAUGUGAAUCGGGAUUUGCAGCUCUGACUGCCAUCAAAACAAGAUAUAGAAAUCGACUGCAACCCGAACAUGAUUUGAGGGUAGCACUUUCCAAGACUGAACCACGAAUAGAGAAACUUAGCAACAUGAUCCAGGCCCAAGGCUCCCAUUGAAAUUCAUUUAUCAUUUCACAGAAAACAGGUACUCCUUUUAGUUUAUUUUUUGAGGAAUGUGACAGAAUAUUACUUUAGAAGUGGUUGUUUUGAUUAAUGUCAGGCUUUAAAAUUCACAAUGCUGUAGUUCUAAUAAAACUCAAUUAUGUUACUUUUGUCUUUCACAACCUUACAGUAUCUCUCUUACACAUACUCAUAAUAGUUGUCGUUCCUUACUUUUAUAGCCGACAACUAGUAAUAUAUAGUUUUAAUAACACAUAGAUAUGCAACUAAAUUAUUGGGGUCGCGGUCCUAUCUUGAAAAACAUAAUUGGGGUCACCUGAAAAAAAGGUUGGGAACCACUGCU
Eriocheir sinensis (Chinese mitten crab) is the source of this 2695-nucleotide messenger RNA. RefSeq names its product SCAN domain-containing protein 3-like. NCBI's taxonomy places the organism in Eukaryota, Metazoa, Arthropoda, Malacostraca, Decapoda, Varunidae. The transcript is spliced from 2 exons. Bases 556 to 2349 code for a protein of 597 amino acids. The record is from RefSeq and is a predicted model, not a curated record.